AUGAUUGCAACAGCUCAUUUUGUUGUAGAUGCCGCCGGUAAAUUUCCAGGUGGUGCAUUAGGCAUCGACUUUGGUAAUACUACUUCUUCUGUGGCUGCAAUGACUUCAGGGUCUCCCCAAAUACUUCUGAAUGAUAUAUUUCUUGAGUCGACGCCGUCAUGCGUGCGGGUACUGAGCAAGGAUGACGUCACUGUAGGCACAUUGGCGGAACGUUCAUCAUUGAUGUAUCCAGACUGUACCAUUAGAAAUGUUAAGAAGAUUCUUGGAAUGCCAUGUUCUGAAAUACUUGCAAAUAAUGUUUCUAUCACAUCAAAAGAGGCUGCUGGUUGGAUUUUGAGGGAGCUAAAGCGCAUUGCUGAGCAAAAAUUAAUUCAAUCAGAAAGAGCUGUGAUAGGUGUACCGUCGUACUUUAACAAGGAACAACAGUCUUCACUUGUCUACGCAGGUUCACAACAACAUCUGCAAUGUGGAGGGAAGGUGGAAAAUUUUGAGGAACCUCCAUUUUUGAGGAAAACUCCCCAGAUCUUGCAUCAUAUUUUGAAGGAGCUCCUUACAAAAUCGUGCAACAUUGCGGGCUUUACCUCGGUAAAGCUGGUCAAUGAAACUUCUGCUGCAGCUGUCUGCUAUUCAUCUAAAAUUGAAAUGUUGGAGCAUAUUGGAAUCGUUGACAUUGGUGGAGGCGGUGGCUCUGUCGCGGUUGCCGAGGUAUCGAAGAACAACGUGCGCGUCUUAGCUUCUUCCGUUGUCCAGCUACCUGGUGGCGAAGACAUCAAUGAAAGAAUGUGUAUCUACCUCCUAAAAGAAAUUUCGUCAGUUUACGGAGUGCACUUGACCAGCAAGAGGGACUUGGAGACACUACGUCUGAAAUGGGAAGAGGCAAAACAGAAGCUAUCCCGCAAUGCUCAAUGUAAUAUCUCGUGCUACUUCUCAGAUAUUGAACGAGAUGUUGAACUUUCAGUAACGCGAGAGACAAUGGAAAAUGAAAUUUCUGAUAUAAUCGGAAAUGUAACCACAGAGCUCAUGCUAACCAUCAAGAAGUCCAAGGUCACGGUGAUCAACACGCUUGUGCUAUCGGGCUGCUCAACUCGAGUGCCUAAAUUGCAAGAAUCCCUACGAGCGGCUCUUCCUGGUACCAGACUUUACCGUGGGAUUCAUCCAGAAAAGUGUGUAGCUGAAGGAGCCGCACUUUUGGGUGCUGGCCUUGUCACCUUGAGAGACUGCGUUCAAGUGAACGAAUCAGUCAGUGUACAGUCGGAUGUAACAACAACUUCGAAGCGUGGCAAAAAGAAUUCUAACCAGGAGUGGCUGAAUAAAACUACUGUUGACAACUAUAUCUGUGCUAAUUUUAAUGGAUAUGCUGGGUUUGAUGCAAAGUUCGAAAAAGGUGGUUUGAACGAAGCUUGCAAGGAAAUUGCUGCGGAAUUGUUUAAGCGCUGUUACCAAGUUGAAUGCGACAAAGCAAAAUUGGACUGUGGAAAAUCUUUUGUGAAGAUGUGCAUUUAUAACGCUAGGAAAAGUGGUGGCCCUACAACUGAAAAUAUCAGUACUUCAUUUUCAAAUAAGCUGGAAAAACAACCCGACGAAAAUGAAAAUGUGGAGAAAACAAACACAUUUGACGAGAAAUUCAAGCCACCUGGAAUAAUAAACGAAGGCCAGACAUGUUAUUUGAAUGCUUCCCUGCAGUGCCUUUUUUCCGUGAAAGAAAUUGUGGACGCUCUGAACCAAUGGUGCCCAGGGCCCAACCCCACCGAAAACCAAUCCUUCUGUGCUUCACUAAAACUAGUUUCUGCCAAGUGGAAGGACUCGUCCGAGCUGAUAUCUCUCAAAUGUAUGAAAAAAGACUUUGAGAGCGUGAUUGAAAUGGAAUUCAAUAAACAGAAUGAUGCACAGGAAUGCUUCUCAAGAAUUUGCUCUGUAUUGAAUCACGUGCUUGCAUCAUCUAAAGUAUUUGUCGUCAGGGAAACCUUUGAAGGAAUUCUCCGAAGGCAAAUAACGUGCCUUGAAUGUAAGACAUCGCGGUACGGAUCAGAAGACCCUUUCUGGAUGUACCCCGUUGGUAUAGUCAAAGACGGAUCUUUGUCGCCGAACGACACCGGCUAG
This is a messenger RNA of Frankliniella occidentalis (western flower thrips), 2100 nucleotides long. RefSeq names its product chaperone protein DnaK-like. The transcript has 13 exons. The record is from RefSeq and is a predicted model, not a curated record. Gene Ontology annotation, molecular function: cysteine-type deubiquitinase activity; ATP-dependent protein folding chaperone; ATP binding. NCBI's taxonomy places the organism in Eukaryota, Metazoa, Arthropoda, Insecta, Thysanoptera, Thripidae. Bases 1 to 2100 code for a protein of 699 amino acids. Gene Ontology annotation, biological process: protein deubiquitination.